Molecule: messenger RNA, 1893 nt
Organism: Chara braunii
Lineage: Eukaryota; Viridiplantae; Streptophyta; Charophyceae; Charales; Characeae
Source: the annotation of a GenBank genome assembly
GUAGGAAAUCCGACGUGGUGCUGGGCCUAUAUUUCCCAUAUUUGCAGAUAUGCCCCUCACGAAUUUUCCUUACAGGAUUCACUCUCUGCAGCUGGGAACCAAUUGUUGCUCAAAGCUAGCCAGCCUCUUACAGGCAAUAGCUAGUGUACUUGUUGUCUUUCAAGUGGACCAUGGAGCGGAGAAAACUUGUCCAAGCUGAGGUUGCAUGGCAUGGUUGGGGGAGACUCCUGUACUUCUAGAAGAGGGAGACGGAGGAAGGAAGAAAAAAUAGCUGCUAUCUUUUCGGUCCACUGGGAGCCGUCAGAUUGACGACUCCCUACACUUCACUAGAUCUGCAGAUCAUUCUUUUGGGCAUCAUGGCAGCAAAGAGAUGGGAUGAAGGAAGAAUGGCAGUGGCCGGUGGUUCGAUGGAAAACACUGCCACUGCCGCGCUGGUUUUUCUUUUGGGCCAUAUUCCUCGGGUAGCAGGCGGGGCAAAAGAUGUGGUCAUCCAGAAGGCAAACUUUGCGGUUUUGUCAGGACAUCUUCAGAAUAUGCAUGCAGUCUUCGAAGAAAUCGCAGGUCAUACGAUUGAUGACGACUCCGAGACCAGGGAGGCCUUGCAGAAACUGCAGGCAGAAAUAAUCAUGGCACAAAAGCUGGUUGACGAAUGUGUGCGCAAAAGCAAGUUCUUCUUGCUCUUGAAAUGCCGACAGUAUGCCAAGCGCCUUGAGAUUACGACUCGUGAGAUUGGACGGUGCUUAAGUCUUCUUCUGGAUUCCGGCAUAGAAAUGUUUCCUGCGGAGAGAGAGCAAAUACGAGCCAUUGAAAACCAAAUGCAGACCGUGGAAUUUCAUGCAGGGGAGCUAGAGGCCUCCAUUUGCGACAAGCUUGAAAAGGCCUUGACAGAAAGAAGGGACGACAUCGAGUUGGUGAACAGCCUGCUGGAAGAAAUAGCUCAGGUGUGUGGAAUCCCUGCAGAAUCCAGCUCGCUGACAACAGAGCUUGCCAGUUUCCGAAUGGAGAAGGAGGAGGUGCUGAAGAAGAAGGAUAUGGCAGAUGGAGCAUAUCUCGAGCAGGUCAUCGCUUUUCUGAGCAGAGGAGAUGCAGCCAACUCGGCGGGUCAGGUUCAAAGAGAGUAUCUCUUAAAGAGGAGCAGUAUUUGCGAUGGGAUGAUAUCAGUCCUGCCACCUUUGCAGGCAUUCCUUUGUCCGAUAACAGGUGAAAUCAUGCAAGACCCUGUCUCUCUCGAGACGGGGCAGACAUAUGAGAGGAGUGCUAUUGAAGAAUGGUUUGGCUGUGGCAACCUGACUUGUCCUGUCACCGGCGCUGCCGUGAUGAAGGAUGGCAAUGUAUCACUCCAACCAAAUCGUGCUUUGAAGGAUUCCAUACACGAAUGGCGUGAUCAUAACUACGUGAUCACUAUUCGCUCUGCAAGAGUGCUGCUAGAGUCGAAAAAUGUGGAGCAGCAGGCAAAGGCUCUCCGCGGUCUUCAUCAGGCAUGCAUGGAAAGGGCAAGUAACCGUUGUUGGGUGAAUGCAGAGGGGGUUCUGCCGGCAUGCUCGGACGUUCUGAAGUCAGAGAACAAGGGGCUGCGAAUAGUAGCAUUGCAGGCUCUUCUCACCAUUGUGAAGGACCAUGACAAGAAUAAGGUGGGUUCAAUGUGUACGUGACCUACUCUGCUGUUUCCUUAACUUUCUUCUCACUUUCAUGUAUGCAUCUUCUCUGUUCUUUUCUGUUUCUUCUUUGUCACUUCCCUGUUUUCUCUGUGUUCGUCAGUUGUGGUUCUAGUACCAUUUUACUGCUCCCAUUGUACUUGUUGUAUCUGAUGCACAUCUAGUCUAUUGUUAUUAUCGGAUUUGCUUUGCAACUUUGCACACUCCUGAGGAAGCCGAAUGAAUGCCUCCAUCGAGU